AUGCCUAAUACUCAAAAUGGUCAAUUUCGGAUUAUUAAGAAGUGUGCUAAAGCGUGUAAGCGAUGUCGGUCUAUGAAGGUCAAGUGUUCGGGGGCGCAGCCUUGUUUGAGGUGUGGACGGAAGAAUGAGAGAUGCAUAUACGAGGCGGAGGAGAAGAAGGUAUCAGUGCCUGAGAGCUACCUACGUGCCUUGGAGAGACGACAAGAUGGACUUCCAUCGCCAGCGUCUUUUGGAGAUAGCACCAGGCCACGUCCAAGGCACUCUUCUGUUUCUGACUAUGGUAUCUCUGGGGUCGUCACACGAGAUGCAUCAAUGGUUGCAGAUGGAGUAUCUCAAGACCUAACUCUUGGAACACCUCAAGAAAAUGACGGAAACGACGAAACAGAUGAAGCCGGAUCUCUAUGCACAAAUGACGUCCUCGAACCUGCAUUCCGACAGAACCCCCUCGUCGACAACGACUAUGUCUUUGGCCAAGCCAUGGGUCGAUACUGGUACAUGGGUCCCGCGUCAUCAUGGGCCUUCUGCAGAAGAGUCCUAGCCCUUGUAGGCAAGCAUCUUCCCGAAGCAAACAACGAGCCUCCACCCUGGCACCUCGACGGAGUGGCCUUCCGACUACAGUGGAGACCACUCAUGCCAGAUGAGCAGCCAGACAUCUCCAACCUACCCCCGUCAGACUAUGCAUAUUUCCUCAUUCAGACUGCGAGGUUCUAUCUUGGUCCUUUGGCGAGUUUAAUAGAUGAGGCUGAGUUUCUUCAGCAUUUUAAAGAGUUGUAUCAAGAUGCUUCUGCGAAAGCUGCGUCGUGUAAACUGUGGUAUGCACAGUAUUUACUCAUGAUAGCUUUUGGUAAGGCUUUCUUGGGUGGGAAAAGUGCUGAUGGAAGCCCGCCGGGGUAUCAAUACGCUGCACGGGCGAUGCCAUUGAUGCCAGAGCUGGCUGGUAUUGCCCUAGAUCCGGUUCUUUCUGCGCAGGCACUCACGCUGGCAGCCAUAUACUUUCAGUCGGUUGAUAUGAGAGUGGCAGCGUAUCAACAUAUCGGACAAGCUCUUCGUAUAUGCGUGUUGUCGGGAUUUCACAGACAUAUGCCGGAAGAAGCUGUUGGGGCACAGCACUCCAAGCGCUGCCACAUCAUAUUCUGGGUAGUCUACAUGCUGGAUCAAGAGUUCGCUGCACUGAUUGGUGCAACAAGUGCGAUCAGAGACGAAGAUAUCACUAACAAGCUGCCUUCUCAGGCGGACAACUCAUUGAGCUCUCUCAGUUUGACUCUUCAUGUUCAGCUAGCACGGCUGAUAGCACGGCUCCUUGGAACGGUAUAUGGAGUUGGUAGAGAUUAUGAUGGCACCCUUUUUAGUAACACGCAGUCUAUCCUGAGGAACCUGGCGGAGCUUAACCGGGAUCUGAACAACAUCAUCAACAAUCAUUUCCGAGACUCGAUUAGCAAAGCGUCACGGAUUGCAACAAGACUUCUGCUCCAAUAUCACCAUUCAAAGACACAACUCAUGACCCAUGGCUUAUCACUAUCUCCACCAGUGGCUUCACUGAUACAGUCAUGUGUCAGCUCAGCACAGGCAAUUCUGAAGACUCUCCGUGCCUUGGCAGACGAAGACCUCAUCGAAGCCUUUCUGCCUUUCCAAAUUGAGUAUGCCUCCUCAUCAGCAUUUCUCCUCCACCUCAUUCCCAUUAUCUGUCCAUCUCUUCUCUCAGAUGAUUCAUGGCGCGAUGAUGCUCGCCACGUCUUUGAUACCCUGAUCGCCAAAGGUAGUCUCAUAGCUCCUCUGCGCAAAGUAGAACUUGAGCAGUUAGAGCAAAAGCUAUCGGCUUUGACGCCAGCUAGUAAUAUCGCAACGCCAGAAAUACCGACCCAGGUGGAAGAGCAUGCCACCGUUCAGGAAGAGGAGAACGGGGAACCAGAGAUACACGAGCCUGUCCCAGAUGAAACAGGAUGGGAUCUCUUUGCGGCUAAUGCCAUGGCUGGGUUGACGCCAGGCGAGCUGUUGGACCUGGCAGAACAGCUAGAUGUGGAUAGUUUCUUAUAUCAGCCCGAGAUGUAG
Messenger RNA from Fusarium redolens, 2049 nucleotides. RefSeq lists its product as uncharacterized. The coding region runs from base 1 to 2049 and encodes 682 amino acids. NCBI's taxonomy places the organism in Eukaryota, Fungi, Ascomycota, Sordariomycetes, Hypocreales, Nectriaceae. Gene Ontology annotation, biological process: regulation of DNA-templated transcription; DNA-templated transcription. The record is from RefSeq and is a predicted model, not a curated record. The transcript has 8 exons. Gene Ontology annotation, molecular function: DNA-binding transcription factor activity, RNA polymerase II-specific; DNA binding; zinc ion binding.